This is a messenger RNA of Mizuhopecten yessoensis (Yesso scallop), 5179 nucleotides long. RefSeq names its product multidrug resistance-associated protein 7-like. Gene Ontology annotation, molecular function: ATP binding; ABC-type transporter activity; ATP hydrolysis activity. Gene Ontology annotation, cellular component: membrane. The transcript has 16 exons. Bases 989 to 3601 code for a protein of 870 amino acids. NCBI's taxonomy places the organism in Eukaryota, Metazoa, Mollusca, Bivalvia, Pectinida, Pectinidae. The record is from RefSeq and is a predicted model, not a curated record. Gene Ontology annotation, biological process: transmembrane transport.
GAAAAUCUCUUCUGGAGUGUAGAUUUCAAUUUGUUCGCACUCGUGUCAUUUUUAAAGCGAGAAUUUCUAUCAUGACGACAAUUUAUCAGAAAGCAUUGCGGAUAAAUACUGUCUCUCUGUCAAAGUUCAGCACUGGCGAAAUUGUCAAUUUUCUUGGGACUGACACAAAUCGACUUUUGAGGUCAAUUUACCGUUUCCACACUCUAUGGAGUCUUCCAAUUGAAUUCCUUAUAUGUGUGUAUAUCCUGUAUCAACUGGUAGGAAUUGCCUUUGUGGGAGGAAUGGUAGUCGCCAUGGUAAUUGUCCCAAUAAACAAAUUCAUAUCAACGAAACAGAUAGCCCUCGUCAAGAUACAUAUGAAACAGAAAGACAAAAGAACAAAGAUGAUAAACGAGGUAUUGGGAGGAAUAAAGACCAUUAAACUUAACACAUGGGAAGACCACUUCCGGAAAGUAAUAGACAAACUUCGUGAUGCUGAAUUAUAUACCACUAGAGAGAAAAAAAUAACUGCAGCCUUUUCAGUAUACGUGUGGGUCGUGACCCCUGCCCUAAUGACUGUACUUACCUUCAGCAUAUACACUGUGAUGGGAAAUACGCUUACCACUGCAAAGAUGUUUGCAUGCCUGGCACUGUUUCUCAAACUCCUCGGAUCCCUCAAUGAUAUUCCUUGGUCUAUCAGUGUAAUAAUGGAAGCACUUAUUUCUCUUAAAAGGAUUGAGAAAUUUAUGGCUUUGGAAGAUAUUGACCUCAACAGAUAUUACGAACAAAAACAAGAAUCAAAGAAACCCGACACUGUGAUAUCUGUAAGUGCAGGAACAUUUACAUGGGAAGGAGAAAAUCUCAAAAGCAGUGAAACGAAAGAGAAUGAGUUUGGACAAUUACACAGAUCAGUUAAGACAACGACGAAAUCAGGAACCUUAACUUUACGAGACAUUACUGUUGACAUCACAAAGGUGAUCAUUUAAUAUUCAAUUUGUUGAUUCAAUCAAUGCUUGGUUUAUGUAAAACAAUCAAUUUGUUACAUUUCGUCUGUGACAAAAUAUAUCUUGAAACUGGCAUGAUAAAUAAUCUAUUUUCUGCAAAGGGCAAGUUCAUUGGAGUGAUCGGCAAGGUUGGCUCUGGAAAAAGUUCCUUCUUAAACGCUAUAAUGGCAGAAAUGGCUCGGAAAGACGGCAAUAUUUCUGUGUCAAACAUCAAAAACGGAUUUGCUCUUGCGGAUCAGGAACCUUGGAUACAACAGGCAACCGUCCGUGAUAACAUUACCUUUGGCAGUCCGUUCAACGCCAAGAAAUACGCUGAGGUUCUGGAUGCAGCAUCACUAAAACAAGACAUAGAUAUACUACCAGCUGGGGACAGAACAGAGGUUGGCGAGAGAGGAGUAACAUUGAGCGGAGGUCAAAAGGCCAGACUCGCUCUCGCUAGAGCAUUAUAUAAGGAUAAAGAUGUGUAUCUACUUGACGAUCCCUUAGCUGCAGUUGAUGCCCACGUGGCACAACAUCUCUAUGACAAAUGUAUUAUGGGAUUACUCAGGACAAAGACGCGAAUACUCUGCACACAUCACACAAAAUUUCUUGGGGAAGCAGACCUGGUCAUUGUCAUGAAUGACGGAGUAAUCAGCAAAAUGGGUAUCCCAGCUGACAUUCUAGAUGGCAUUAUAUUUGCUGAGCACAAACCAUCCGACAAAAAUGCCGCAGAAAUAGGUUACACUGAAAAUAAUGACAAGGAUGGUAAGAUGAAAGAGGAGGCCAAGGCGACUGGUGGUGUUAAGUUACGAGUGUACAAGACAUAUCUGGCAGCGCUUGAUAAAUGGGUUCCCCCAGUCAUUCUCCUGUGUUUUUUCUUCAUGCAAGCAUUUCAGAAGAUGCAAAACUGGUGGCUUGCUCACUGGGUGAACAGCACUAGUAUUAACAAUACAAGCACUACCGUUACCGGGCACCUCUGUUUCUAUGACAACAUGUCUACUCCCAACAGCUUCGAUCAAGGUUAUGAUACAACUGGCACUGUAACACUCGGCCAACCCAGUCUUGCAUAUUACAUGAUAGUCUUCGUUUGCCUAGCCAGUGUUUAUUCUUUAUCCGCGGUGACCAGGGAACUUCUCUUCGUCUAUGGUGGGAUGAGUGUGGCUAAGACUAUGCACACCAACCUACUCAAAACUAUACUCAAGGCGCCUAUGUCCUUCUAUGAUGUAACUCCUGUAGGCCGGAUUCUAAACAGAUUCUCAUCUGACAUGGAUACCAUCGACGACACCAUCAGCAGCACCAUCAAUAUGAGCAUAGCUAAAUCGUUCAAUAUAGCUGGAAGUGUACUCAUCGCUUGUUACGGCAUGCCUUGGUUUAUUCUUCUCCUGCUACCAGUAGCCUUCUUCUAUUAUCGCAUACAGGAUAGAUAUCGCCACACGUCUAGGGAAGUUAGACGAAUAGCAAGUCUUAACUAUUCACCGAUCUUCUCCCACUUCUCAGAGACUGUUGCGGGAGUAGUUACCAUCCGGGCAUUCCGACAGACAGAAAGAUUUAAAGACCAACACGUUGACCGCGUGAACAACUGGUUAAGAGCUCACUAUACAUCCCAUAAUAUCGGACUUUGGUUCUUGUUCCGGACACAGGCUAUUGGAACUGUCAUUGUGACGGGAAUAGCUCUGUUGGCUGUGAUACAACACAACAUCUUUCGUAUCGAACCAGGAGUCGCUGGACUUGCCAUAUCUUACACGCUUACCCUAUCACUUCAUCUGAACCGAAUCGUCAAUUCUGUGACGGAGAUGGAAAAAGAAAUGGUUAGCGUUGAGAGAGUGCAGCAGUAUAUAGAUGACACGCCCAGCGAGAGAUGGGAAGGCUUAGAGGUGAGUGAACCUUCCCCGGCCUGGCCAGCUACAGGUGUGAUCAGCUACAGUGAUGUCCACAUGAGGUACCGGGAUGGUUUACCUAACGUCCUCAAAGGCCUCACGUUCAGCACACGUCACGCAGAAAAAGUGGGAAUUGUUGGGAGGACUGGGGCCGGAAAAUCAAGCCUCUUCCAGACACUGUUCCGUACUGUGGAGAUCAGCUCUGGAGACAUAACCAUUGAUGGAGUGAACAUACAACCACUGGAUCUCAAAGACGUCAGGCGACACCUGGCUGUGAUUCCCCAGGACCCAUUCCUCUUUAGUGGUACCGUCAGGGAGAAUCUGGACCCCACUUCAUGCUACAGUGACAAGGAACUGUGGGGUGUUCUGGACAAAUGUCAUCUCCGUUUGACUGUCGACAGACUAGGGGGGCUAGAGGGAGAGGUGACUGAGAGAGGACGAUGUUUCUCUGUGGGUCAGAAACAACUCGUGUGCCUAGCGAGGGCGCUUCUCACAAAGGCAAAGGUGCUGUGUAUUGACGAAGCUACGGCUAGUGUGGAUCUGGAGACAGACAUGUUGAUACAGGAGACAAUACGACAGGAGUUUGUGAACAGUACGGUGCUGACCAUUGCCCAUCGUAUCAACACCAUAAUGGACAGUGACCGAGUGUUGGUGAUGGAUCAAGGUCAGGUGGCCGAAUUGGACUCUCCGGAAAACCUUCUCAUAAACCCACAAUCUGCAUUCUACAAACUAGUUCAUGGUGACUCUCGAAAGACUGAAUAGCACAUUUGUAAUACGAAUCAAUAUUUAAACUUCUAGUUGUGUGGUAUACCUAGUAUAUACCUGGUUGUUAUCAUUGGUGAAAUGGAACACUGCUCUGAUAUAUGUACAUGCAAUACAUUUUAUGAAGGGGUAUACUUGUAUAUUCCUUCUAUAUGAGGACAUGUCAACCGCAUGAUAGGCCGAUUAAUUUAUAUAAAAAUACAAAGUUUAAGGACGGGACAAUCAAUAUAUACUCACUCUGAACAAACGUAACUUAAACGUAUUUUUUUUUUAUUAAAUACCUCUAAAUGUGGAAGGGGUAAUCAGUAUACUAACUUUUAAUGAGGAUAGGGUAGUCAAUGUAUACAGACUCUAAGUAAGGAUAGGGUAGUCAAUGUAUACAGACUCUAAGUAAGGAUAGGGUAAUAAGUGCAUGUUCUUUGAGUGAGGAUAAGCUAGUCAAUAUAUAUAUAUACAGACUCUCAGUAAGGACAAGACAACUUAUAUAUAUUGACUCUUAUUAAUGGUAACGGAAGCUUAUCAGAAUAUACUGACUAUGAAUGAUGAUAUGGUCAUCGAUAUAUAUUGAAUCUGAAUGGGGAUAGAAUAACGAUAAUCAGACAUCACAUUGCAAUGCUGAAUGGGAUCAGAUAAUCAUUCUACAACUAUGACUCGGCUACUAUAUCAUUAUAAUUGAGAAUAAGUUAUGAAAGUUGUUAUAAAAAUAAGGACAUAGUACGGCUAUUACAGUAUCAUACACCGUAUCGUACACCGUAUCAUACACCGUAUCGUACACCGUAUCGUACACCGUAUCAUACACCGUAUCGUACACCGUUUCCUACACCGUAUCCUACACCGUGUCAUACACCGUAUCAUACACCGUAUCGUACACCGUGUCAUACACCGUAUCAUACACCGUAUCGUACACCGUGUCAUACACCGUAUCAUACACCGUGUCAUACACCGUGUCAUACAUCGUAUCAUACCCCCGUAUCAUACACCGUAUCAUACACCGUAUCGUACACCGUUUCCUACACCGUAUCAUACCCCCGUAUCAUACACCGUAUCAUACACCGUGUCAUACACCGUAUCAUACACCGUGUCAUACACCGUAUCAUAUACCGUAUCGUACACCGUAUCGUACACCGUUUCCUACACCGUAUCAUACACCGUGUCAUACACCGUAUCAUACACCGUGUCAUACACCGUAUCAUACACUCGUAUCAUACACCGUAUCGUACACCGUAUCGUACACCGUACCAUACACCGUAUCGUACACCGUAUCAUACACCGUAUCAUACACCGUAUCGUACACCGUUUUCUACACCGUAUCAUACAUCGUAUCGUAUCAUACACCGUAUCAUACAUCGUAUCGUAUCAUACACCGUAUCGUACACCGUGUCAUACACCGUAUCCUACAUCGUAUCGUACACCGUAUCAUACACCGUAUCGUACACCGUAUCGUACACCGUAUCGUACACCGUGCCAUACACCGUAUCAUACCCCCGUGUCAUACACCGUAUCAUACACCGUGUCAUACACCGUAUCAUACACCGUAUCGUACACCGUGUCAUACACCGUAUCCUACAUCGUAUCGUA